AUGCCAAACUCGUUUCGGGACGCUGAGAAUGAGGAGAUAUCCCUAACAUUCAAGCGGGCAAGGCUCGUGUCAGUUGUUUGUGUCCUUUUACCUUAUGCUAAUGCUCCCGGCGCAGACUUCGAUUACGGCAACCAGUACACAUCUACCACCUCGUAUGGCGCCCAAGGUGGGAUGGGCGGAGGGGGUUUCACGGGAGGUGAAGGAGGCAGUCAAUCAGACACCAAAGGAGGAGCCUAUGGUAAAACUUCACUCCGGCCGGUGACAAUAAAGCAGACCCAGGAUGCCAGUCAAGCACACGGAGACGCAGAUUUCAAAAUAUCUGGCACAGAUGUGUCUCAGAUUGUCUUCGUUGGCCAGGUCCGCGCCAUCAGCCACCUCACAACAUUUGUCACAUACAAAUUAGACGACGGCACCGGAGAAACCGAAGUUAAAUUAUGGCUCGAAAAGAACGCUGUGAAUCCCACGGGAGAUGAUAUGGAAACGAGAGAUGCUGCACACCCAUCGGAAUCGGAAAUUCAGGUCAAUGGAUAUGCCAAAGUUUGGGGCAAGCUUAACAAUUUCAACAAUCGGCGCAAUUUCGUCGCACAUGUUAUCCGGCCCAUAACGAAUAUGAAUGAAUAUCAUUGUCAUUUCCUCGAAUCUACAGCUAUACAUCUUUAUUAUACGCGGGGUCCACCGGGAGGACAGCAAGGGGACAAACCAGUGGCUGGAACAGCGCCUGCUGUUGGUGGAGGCGGGGGUUCAACUUUCGCCGGAAGGGUAUUGCCUCCACUGUCACCAUUGGCGCGGAAGGUGUACGAGACUUUGAGUGACACUCCACAGAGCAAUGAGGGCCUCCAUGUACAAAAUCUGGCGGCGCUAAUGGGGUUAUCUGCUGGGGAAGUGUUUAAGGGAGGUGAAGAGCUUUUGAGCAACGGAUUGAUAUUCCCGACUGUAGAUGACAACACCUGGGCAAUUCUAGAGUAUUGA
This is a messenger RNA of Paracoccidioides brasiliensis Pb18, 969 nucleotides long. RefSeq lists its product as uncharacterized. Gene Ontology annotation, biological process: double-strand break repair via homologous recombination; DNA replication; nucleotide-excision repair. The transcript is spliced from 3 exons. Gene Ontology annotation, cellular component: DNA replication factor A complex; site of double-strand break; chromosome, telomeric region. The coding region runs from base 1 to 969 and encodes 322 amino acids. The record is from RefSeq and is a predicted model, not a curated record.